AUGGUUGGGCAUCGCCUUACUUGGUCACUUUACGCUUUGUUGCUGGGGACUGUUGCAGCCAAUUUCAGCAGCAACGCCUCCUUCCUGGAUAUCCAUGGGAAGAUCAACAACUUCACUGUUUGGAAUGGCAGCCUGCUCUGGUGCAUAGAGACUCACUGCUAUCAGCCCAAGUCUCUUCUGCUGGACUUCAAUAGCAGCCUGGAAGGUUGCAAGUAUCGGCUAACAGGAUCGCUGGUGGACAGCACCACGCCAAAGCCGUCUGUGACAAAGCUUGACCUCUCCAGUUUGAAGCUGCCUGCGCACAUUGGACCACUGGUGUUCCGUGAUGGUUUGUUGGCACAGCCCGUGAAUCCCAUUGGCCAUGCUGGACAUUCUGUCCCACAUAUGGUAGUCCGAAGACUGCCAGAGGUGCCAGAAUUGCUUGCCAAGUUUAACGGGCCGCUGCAGCGGCUGCAACUUCGGAGCUUGUCGCAGCUAGCAAAAGAGGCUCACAUGGCCACGGCUGGUACGGCCCUGGAUGAACUGGUGGCCGAGGCCGAGACGCCAACGCCAGUGGGCGAAGAUGAAGGAUUAUCUUUUCCUGUGCCACUUCAAGCAGACGGCAAUGUCGUCAUCGCCCUAAAUUGGACCAAUGCCACUGAGCCCUGUGUGGCCGUGGUAGCACGACCAGAGGAUUGCAACACCUGCUCCUUUGGGCUGGACAGUUGCCGUGCCAAGUCGCACUUGCACGGGCCAGAUCAGGAGACCCUUUUGAUGUAUGAGCUUCCACGUCAGCCCUUCAUGCUCACAAACGACUUGAACGAGAGGCAUGAGCACUCAGUUUGCAUCCGGGAACUUCAAAACGGCACGGUGCCAGUUUUCCGGCUGCUGGGACGAAUCUCAUACUACAGGAAGCCACAAGUUAGCUUCAUCAAGAACAUUCUCAUCAUUGGAGUGCGCACCUUCAUCAACCCAGGAUGGAACCAGGAAAUCGUUCUCCAGUGCACCAAUUGCUCAGCUGCUAGCCAGGUGGUGGUUCAGCCCAUCACCUACGACUCGCGCUGCCGCAGCGUCACUCAACAGAUGAUGGCCGCACUGGCUGUGGCCAAUCGCCAUCAAGAGAUGCCAUCCUCUGUGGAUACUUCUGAGUUGCGCAACAGCCAGAUGGAGGAAGCUGCUCAGCAUGGCACCAUGGCGGGGAUCAACUGUCCAGUGCCAUCUUCGAGCCCUUGUGCUGGAUAUGCCGAUGGCGCCUUCGCCGUGGGUUUCCGCAAGUCGACCGACUACGAUGACCAGUAUGCGACAUUUUUGUUGGAAAGCUCUCGGAGGCUUUCGGGCCAUGAGAAACAGAUCUUCUUCCACCACAGAAGUGCAAUAUGUUUGUAUCCAGGAGGUCCAGCAGCUCAUGGCUGGUUGGUGGGAUUUGCUGUUGUGCACAUGAAUGUGUUGGACAUGCAGGCCCUGCAGAGGGUUCAGCUGGGGCCUGGUGUUUUCAAACAUGUUGCGGUUUUUCCUGUGACGUUUGUGAAGAGUCACCAAGCCGUCCUGCAGGUUGGUUCGGAACAUGCAGUGUCAUGA
Cladocopium goreaui is the source of this 1557-nucleotide messenger RNA. NCBI's taxonomy places the organism in Eukaryota, Dinophyceae, Suessiales, Symbiodiniaceae. The record is from the annotation of a GenBank genome assembly.